This is a messenger RNA of Trypanosoma rangeli, 318 nucleotides long. RefSeq lists its product as uncharacterized. Bases 1 to 318 code for a protein of 105 amino acids. The transcript has a single exon. The record is from RefSeq and is a predicted model, not a curated record. NCBI's taxonomy places the organism in Eukaryota, Euglenozoa, Kinetoplastea, Trypanosomatida, Trypanosomatidae.
AUGCAUCUUCCCAACAGCAAAUUUUACCGCUAUGCCAUGCAAGUCAUCAUCUAUGGUGAGAUUCUCAAGCAUGAGCGGUACCUUAGCGAUGGCUUCUUCGGUCGCGCCGUGAAGCCCAUUGACGCCUCGGUGAAGGGCAUCUCUGUGGCUCCACGGGGCCUGCACAACGCGCUGGAGUACGGCAUUGUGCAGCUCUCUAAGGACGAGGAGGGUGGGGUCUGCGUGGAGCUCAAAGACAUCACAGAGCGCACUGUGUUGCCCGUCGACGCACGUGAUACCACAUUCAGGGAGCUGCUGAAGAAUGUCAUGUGCGGGUGA